CAGAGCCCUGAUCCAAACGAAGAAAGUACGAAACCAGAAGGUCACGAUCGAAACUUCUCUUCUUCAUCGGAGCUCCUCUUCAGUUCUUCACAGGAUCAAUUUCUUCCAUUUUGAGCUCUUCUUCUGAGCUUCUUCAGCUAAUUUUCAGAUCUUCUCUCAUUGUCUAGAAGAACUUUACUCUUUUGCACAAAUAGAAGAUAAGUUGCGAAAUAUAGCCGGGCGACCCAAUUUGAUGAUUACAAUGGGUUACGUUGGACUGAAGCGAUUGAGGGUAGGGCUGCGUUUCCAGUGGAACAGGGCAGCGCUAUGGGGAUGGAAUCGCCAUUGCCAUACAAACAUAUCCUAUCCAAACCUCAAUGCCAAGCCUACACCAGAGGGGCGGCGGAUCUAUGAAGCUGACCAGGAGAAAAAGUUGUCGUGGGAGUUUCUUCCAUGUCAACUUGAUGAGGAAAGGUUUGACGUCGGGUCUCUGCUAGACGACUGGGUUGUAGUUCAUAAUAAUGAGGUUUCGGCGGGUGAGCUUAAGAGGAUCCUUACCAAACUUCGUAAGGAUGGGCGAUUCUCUAUAGCUCUAAAGCUAUGUUCCUUCUGCCUUAUUUCAUGGCACGUUUGAUUAGACUGUGAAUUCUUUUUUGAAAGGGCUAAAAUUCACCAUUGGUCCUUCAACUUUAUGAGUUGUGCACAAUUGGUCCUUCAACUUUCAAAAGCCCGUAAAUAGUCCUUCAACUUUAUGAGUCGUGCAUGAUUGGUCCUUCAAGUUUCAAAAGUUCAUAAAUAAUCCUUCAGAUACACGUCAGCUCUCCAUAUGAACUCCUUUUGACAUUAAACGUUAAAAACUAAAUGAAGUAUUAGUUUCAUA
This is a messenger RNA of Cuscuta campestris, 859 nucleotides long. NCBI's taxonomy places the organism in Eukaryota, Viridiplantae, Streptophyta, Magnoliopsida, Solanales, Convolvulaceae. The record is from the annotation of a GenBank genome assembly.